AUGCCUCCAAAGAAUGCAGGUACAACAAGGGAGAUGCAAGAAUUGAAGGAGAAGAACACAAGGUUACACGAGUCCUAUAAUUCCCUCUUAGCAAAGCUUGAAGCCUUGGAGCCUAGUCAGAGAAGAAAUGUUGAUGUAGGGGAUGUUAGUGAAGAAGAGGAAGGAGAUGAAGAGUUCCAUGAGGCAAAGGAAGAAACUGAAGAGCAGAUAGACCCUGAAGAAGAAAGAACACUCAGACUUCUUAAGGCAGUAAAAGGAGACAAGUACAAGGUAAGGGGUGAUAUACCAAUAUAUGAUGGUAGUUUGAAAGAGGAAGAACUUUUGGAUUGGGUAGUAGCAAUGGAUGCUUAUUUUGAUGGAGAAGGCGUACCUGAUGAACAAAAGGUCAGAUUGGCAAAGACAAAACUCAAGGGGCAUGCACUCCUAUGGUGGGAUCAUGAAGAAGCUGAUAGAAGAAAGAGAGGAAAGACCAAGGUUACUUCUUGGGAUCGGAUGGUGGCUAAACUAAAAGGUAAUUUCCUUCCUAAAGACUAUGAAAUUCAAUUGUAUAAGAGAUUGCAAGGGUUAAGGCAAAAGGAACAAGAUGUUAAGGCAUAUAUUGAUGAAUUUUUAAAGUUGAGUAUAAGGUCUGGUAGAGAAGAAGAUGAAGUUGUUAAAUUUGCUAGAUACCUAGGAGGUUUGAGAUUUAAUAUUCAAGAUGAGUUGGUUGUGGCUAACCCCAUUAAUGUCAAGAAAUGUUAUCAAUUAGCUCUCAAGGUGGAAGAAAAGAUGAAGAUGAGACAAGAUAAGGCUAUAAGAGGUAUAGGCAAUAACAAUGGCAGGGGUAGAGGUAUAUUUCCUUCACAUAAACCAAACAAUGAGGAAGAAGGUGAAGUAAAUAAAGGUAAAGAGCAGUCAUUUUCUGAUUUUAGAGGUGGUUUUGGUAGUAAUAGAGGUAGAUUUGGUAGAGGUUUUAACCAAUUUUCAGGGAGAUGUUACAACUGUAAUGACUAUGGGCAUCCUUCUUUCAAAAGUCUUGAGAAGGGAGCAACAGCAUCAUCAUCCUCUAGAAGGGUUGCAUAUGUUCAAGAGGAAGAGGUUAGUGAUAGUUCAAAGGCAAUUGUGUGUACGAGAGAAGUUGGUUCAAGUGAUAAUAUGGUUUCAAAUGAAAUGGUUGAGAAAUUGCAAUUAGAGAGGAUACCUCAUACGAAUCCAUAUAAAGUAUCUUGGGUUAAUGAUGAUAUUAGUUUGUUGGUUAAAGAGCAGGCAAGAGUUGAUUUCCACGUUGGUGAAUACAAGGAAAGUGUUCUAUGUGAUGUUUUACCCAUGGAGUGUAGCCAUAUCUUACUUGGUAGACCAUGGCAAUAUGACAACUGUACACUCUACAAUGGUAGGGAGAACACUUAUACUCUUGAGAAGAAUGGAGUACAAUAUACAUUGUUUCCCAUGAGUGAGGAUGUUAAGGGUAAAGGUAAGAUUGUGAUGUUUGGUAAGAAGACAUUGGUUCGAGCCAAGGAAAUUGAAACAAAACCUACACAAGAGAAGGUUCUUAUCCUUUUUUUGUUGCAGGAUAUCAGAUGA
Cryptomeria japonica (Japanese cedar) is the source of this 1560-nucleotide messenger RNA. RefSeq lists its product as uncharacterized. The record is from RefSeq and is a predicted model, not a curated record. The transcript has 3 exons. NCBI's taxonomy places the organism in Eukaryota, Viridiplantae, Streptophyta, Pinopsida, Cupressales, Cupressaceae. The coding region runs from base 1 to 1560 and encodes 519 amino acids.